Molecule: messenger RNA, 2725 nt
Organism: Lucilia cuprina (Australian sheep blowfly)
Lineage: Eukaryota; Metazoa; Arthropoda; Insecta; Diptera; Calliphoridae
Product: centrosomal protein of 83 kDa
Exons: 1
Source: RefSeq, a predicted model, not a curated record
AUAACCAUAAAACGUACACAACAACGACAACAACAUUCCCAGGAUCUUAUAUUGGAGAAAAAGUCUUUAGUUAAAGAAACCAAUCGCCUGAAAACCUUAAACAGUCAUUUGGAUUAUCGUCUCAACGAACAAGAAAAACGCUUGAGUGCUGUUAGUUUGGAAUUGACAAAAACUUGGCAUUUGGUUGGUAAAAUGCAACGUCAACACCGUCAAUUACAUACACAAGAGCAAAUCUUACGCUAUCAGCUGCAACAAAAGCGUCGUUUGCUCAGUGAACUCAAGGAUGAGCUGGAGUAUUGUCGCCGCAAAUGGGCGGCUGCACGUGCCAAAAAUGAUGAAAGUCAAGAGCAAUGCAAUGAUUUACGACGUGAAUUUGCCAGGCGUAAAUUGGAGGAUGCCAAUAAUUCGGCUGAAAGUGGUUACAGUGAUUCGGGUGGCCCAGCUUCGGACGAGGAAGUUGUCGUGGUAGUGGGUCAAGAUGUUGUUGAUGGUGUUGUUGGAGAUGCCGAUGUUGAAGAUGAGGAUUUGGAGCAGGAGGGUGCUUUGGCAGCGAAUACCGCCGCAGGUGGUUGCGUGAAUUAUAGACGCAAACGUUUGAGAGAAAUGUUCGAACAUACACGUAAAAUCAAACGUAUGCAAAGUACUUCGCCUGGCAGGGCUGGUAAUCCAAUGCAACCGGAAAUUGUAACAUUACGUUGGAAUAGUGCUCCUCCCACCUGCGGUUGGAGGGAUAGUGGUGGCUUAGAGGAAGAUGAAGAUGACUAUGAAAUAGAAGAAGCUACAGCUUCUUCCUCUAAUACAUCCUCGGAAAGAGGAGCUAUACCAAAGGCACCCACUAGGCCCUCUAGACGUCCUAAACGACGCAGUGCUGAACGCUCAGAAACUGAUGAUAAACCUUUAGCUGAAGUUGAGCCUGCUGAUGACAGAGCCUGUAGAAUUCUUAAGCUAGAGGAACAAUGUAAAACUUUGAUAAAACAGGUGUUGGAAACUUCCGACAAUCGUGAACGUUUGGAGGUGCAACUUAAACGUUUUCAAGAUGAAAUAUCUCCAGUGCAACAUGCCGUUCCUUUGGAAGAACUUAUAAAUAAAAAACGCUUUGAACGCAUGACUCGUGCUAGUUCAGUGCCAAUUACCGGUUCAGGCUCUCUAACUCCGCGAGAAGAGGAAUAUACACGCAAACGUUCGGAACGUUUGGAAAGAUUGGAAGAAGAGAGUCGCCAAUUAAUGUCACGCAUUAAACGUACCUCAGAUAGAGGACAUUAUUUGCGUUGCUCUUUGGAUCGUAUAAGAAGAGCUCCUCCCAGUCGUGAGGGUAGUUUAGAAAGUAAUACUGAAGACGAUGUCCGCAAGCCCGAAGAAGAGGAAGAUCCAAUUUCUGGCACUGAAAACAACUCUCAAGAUAACUCUCAAUCAGAAAAUCUAAAUAAUAAACCAAGUCCUUUAACUGCCGAAGAAGAAGCCUAUACACAACGUCGUGCGGCCCGUUUGCAAAGACUUGAAGAAGAAAGUAAGCAAUUGUUGACCAAGCUCUCCAAAAAUAAUCAAAGAGGUGAUAAUAUCGGAAUUAAACUCGAUACUCUACAUGAACGUUAUAAAUCUCAAGAAGAAUCCUUCACCUCCAGUAGUUCCCAACAAAUGCCAGCUACAGCAGCAACUUCGGCACAAUCAACUAACACUUCUUCAACUCCCGGCAAAAUGUCGGUAGAGCAAAGAAUUGAAAAUAUUGAGAAAAUCUCCUCUAAUCGUGAAGAACGUCUGCGCAUUUUAGAAGAAGAGGGACGCCUGUUAAUCAAUAGACUUUCGGAAACCUCCGAAAAGGGUACCAAAAUGAUAAACAGAAUUGCUGAAAGAGAACUCAAUCGCCAGAAGCGUGCCUCCCCCAAUAGGGACAGUUCCUUAGAUAAUGAUAGCUCUACCUCAGCUAAAGUUGUAAAUGACAAUUCUACCUCUGAAGAAACCCCUGUGGCAGCAGCACUUUUACCCACACCAAAGAAGGUGGCCUGCUCUAGUAUUGUAUCUGAGGAGCUCAAUGAAAGGGUAACCAUAACCACUACACCAAGUCAAAUAGCCGCCCAUCAGGGUGCCAUUCCCAAAUCUAAACCCACAUUACAGCUAUUGGCCGCACGUCCAAAAGCCGCUAGAUUACAAAAAUCUGAAAAUAAAACCAAUGAUAAUACAAAUGAAUCAUUGGAAGAUAUGGUAAGACGUUUGCAAUCAUUGCCUUUCCCUGGCCAGGAACAAACAACAAAGCCAGAAAUAACAGAGGAAAAGGCGAAAGAAUUUGAAAAUGAUUUAGAAGCCUCUAGUAUGAAAGAAGAUAUUGCUAGAUUUGAAGAACUUACAGUGCCUGAAAGUAAUGAAAAUCUUUCCGUUUCCAAAGAGUGUCCUACAAAUGAGACCUCUGUUGUAACGGAAAAAGUUGCUGUUGUUACUCAAACUACAGAAGAACUCAACUCUCCAAAUAAAAAUGCUGAACAAAAUUAAAUCAACUACAACAAGACUUUAUUCUUCGUGUUCAAUUAUAUAUAAACUAAUUUAUUAACAUCAUGAAAUGCUGAUUUUUCACACGAUUUCCAUUCGGGUAUCGUUUGAAUAGGUUCAAUAUAAUAGUUCAGUUAAUAUUACAAUUUAAUUUAAUAAUAUAUUUUCAGAUUAAUUUACAUAUUUAUAUUUUUAAUAUGAUUUUUAAAUGCUUUACGAUAAAUAAUUGUAACUCGUAAGAAAU